Musca domestica (house fly) is the source of this 2110-nucleotide messenger RNA. Its product is annotated as zinc finger protein 722-like. Lineage: Eukaryota; Metazoa; Arthropoda; Insecta; Diptera; Muscidae. Gene Ontology annotation, biological process: regulation of DNA-templated transcription. The coding region runs from base 85 to 1872 and encodes 595 amino acids. The record is from RefSeq and is a predicted model, not a curated record. Gene Ontology annotation, molecular function: DNA-binding transcription factor activity, RNA polymerase II-specific; RNA polymerase II cis-regulatory region sequence-specific DNA binding. The transcript is spliced from 3 exons.
UAAAACAAAACAAAUCAAUUGUGGGAACCUCAGGGAGAGCAAACAUUACAUGUUUCAUAUUGUGCAGGAUCGGAAAAAAUUAAUAUGUGUGACUAUAUGGAAUAUAUAAAAUGCGGAGAAAUUCUGUUGUCACCAUCGUUGGAUUACAAGGACCAGUACAUACUUAAGUGUAUAGAAUGUGAGGACUGUUAUACGGAUAUGGACAUGUUAAUAGAGCAUUGUUUAGGUCACUAUCAACAAAACAUUGCGGAGCUCGAUGAAAAAUCCUCAGUUUCAGCAUUGAUUGAUGAUAUGUUUGAUGGUGAAGUAAACGAAGGUUCUAAUGUGGAGGAAAAGGUCACUGUCAAAUAUGAGAUAUUAUCCGAAUUGGAACCAGAAGAUAUGGACUCCAUAUCUGUAAUUGAUAUCGCAGAGGAGUAUCUUGAUGAGAAGAUCGAACAUCUUAAUAGCUCCAAGGAUGAACCAGAUGAUGAAGAUGAAUUAGAAAAGGGAUCUGAUGAAAAUCAGGCCGAGGAAGAGUGCAUGCUUGAGUUGGGGGAGUCUGGAGAUGAAUGUACCGAUGAUGGUGAAGACAGUAAAACAUCAAUGUUUGUACGAAAUUUUAUGGGUAUUAAACUGAAUGUGACCACAAUAAUCGCUGCCUACAAGAAACAACCAUACUUGUGGAACAGCAACAAUCCUCCUGAUGUACGCGCCAAAGAACGCCCGAAAUGUCUACAGAAAAUUGCCGAUGAAGUCAAAGACAGAAUAAAUGUUUAUAUGACGACUAAGGAAGUUGCUGCGGUUAUAGCACGCCUAAGACAUGACUACAGAGAACGUUUGAAGCGAGAAAACGAGUUUGGAGCCGAAAACAGCAAAACCAAAAAUACACGGUCUUGGUUUUAUGAGCAAAUGGAUUUCUUACAGCCCUAUAUGGAAAACUGUUCCAUUUUUAAUUUAGAUUCUAACCAACCGCCACUGGAAAUUGAACAAAUCAUACAUCUCUUUGGAAUAUAUAAACGGUUGCCAGUUCUGUGGAAUUGUGAACUAAUUGAAAAUGUCUGCACUAACAAACGUUCGGAAGCCCUAUCACAAAUGCAGAAAAUGAUAGAUAACGAAAUGGGCAUUAAAGUCAAUAUUAAUAACAUCAAACGUUAUUUACACACAAUUCAUGCGUUCUUCACUAAGGAGAAGCGCAAUAGUACAACAAACUUUCGCACCACAAAAGAGAGAUUUGAUUUGUACAAGCAUCUGGUAUUUUUAACAGAUCAUGUGGGACCUUUUAAGUGUACAGAUUGCAAUCGUUCAUUCCUCAGUCCUCUCAAUUGGAAGGUACACAUGGCUGAACACGAUGGCACAAUACCUCUAACGUGUUCGCUAUGCAAAAAGGAGUACAAAACUACAGAUGCGUACAUGGCCCAUGCUAGAAGACAUAUGAAUGACUUGCGCUAUGAAUGUAAAGAAUGCGGCAAGAAGUUCUCCAGGCCCGCCGAUCUGGAAAUUCAUUUACGUUGCCACACAGGCUCCAAACCAUACUGCUGUGAAAUUUGUGGAGCCUCAUAUCGACACAGUCAGGCAUUUAAAACCCAUAAAAGACGGCAUCAAAAACAGUAUUUACAUCAUUGUCCUGUGUGUUCGAAAGGUUUCUACAAGAAGGAUCAGCUGAAUAAUCAUGUACGAACCCACACCGAUAUACGGGACAUUAAAUGUGAUAUAUGCGGCAAAGGAUUUAAGACAAAGAAGACUAUGCUGCAGCAUAAGUUUACGCACGAGGAAGGUCGCAAUCAUGUGUGUCCGUUCUGUGACAAAACGUUCAAAAACAAACUUGGUUUGGCUCAACACAUAAAAAUUCACCGCAAAAAUGAUAUACUUGAACUGGAAAUUAGUUCAUAAUAAAGAUUCCAAAAUAUUGCCUCAAUUGGAAUGUGUACAUAAUUUUUGUUUUUUUUUUUUUAACAAGUCUUUUAUAAACUUUUUAUAAAAUAAAUAUUUAGUUAAUUUUAGCCAAAAUUAAAUACCCACCACACGUUUGUAGAUCUGAUGUUUUUCGUGUGUUCACCAAAUACUCGUAAUCAGCUUGAAUCCUGAGCAUUUACCAUAUGUGUGAGCUGAUACUAACCUUUGAAAGCUA